Sodiomyces alkalinus F11 is the source of this 715-nucleotide messenger RNA. RefSeq lists its product as hypothetical. The coding region runs from base 89 to 553 and encodes 154 amino acids. NCBI's taxonomy places the organism in Eukaryota, Fungi, Ascomycota, Sordariomycetes, Glomerellales, Plectosphaerellaceae. The record is from RefSeq and is a predicted model, not a curated record. The transcript has a single exon.
UGAAGACCUCUAUCCUUUACCCUUACUACUACCGAUUGAAAAGCUAUCUAGCUACGCCGAUAUAGCGAGUCUUUCUACAACCAUCAAGAUGUCGCACUACAACCCAGUAACCUAUAAAACCUAUCGCGAUUGGGAGCUCUGGCGUAGCCACUACGAGGCUACUGCCGUCAAUAAUAACGUGUGGGAUUAUCUACGGCCUGACGAUCCUAUUCCCCCUCCUCAAAGGCCUGCUUUGCCUUCCUACGACGCCUUCCAAGCUUCGAACGCUAUCAUACAAGCAGGCGCCACGCCUACGCAGCUAUCAGAUCUGUCCGCUACUGGACAGCGCUCCUACGAAUCGGCGAUGGAGCGUUGGGAGAUACAGAGGGAUGACCGCGCUGAAUACCACAAAGGCAUCAACACCGUGCUAACGUGGCAGACCAAUACUAUCCACAAAAGCCGUAAGAUGCUCCUGCGCAACGCCACCCCUCAAGAGGUGUACGAAGCUGUUCAACGCGAUGCAGCUCCCUACCUAUGUGGCCACGCGCCGCGUGGACACCUACGAAGAGUAUAACGAACACGUCCGCACUGUGUCGAACAGACCAUAGUCUUUUCGGUUACGUAACGGGCCGGAUUAUCAAGAUUACAAUCCGGGUGGACACCUGUAGAAUCUGCACCACAUAAAAUACGGGGGCAGCGGUUCCCUACCGGUCGGACACAGUUAUAACAGUACACA